UUCUGCUCUUUAAUAAUUUACUGUCAUUUUUUUCUUCCUAGUUCAGAGAGCCAAAAUGAACAGAAUUAGCAGAAAAUGAGCAAAUGAGCAGAAUUAGCUAAGAAAGCAGACUUUUCUUCUUGCUUAGUUUUUCAGGAGCCACCAACUCCCUCCUUGUGACCAACAAUCUUUAGUGUUGGAAGGGAGAUCAUCCAGCCCAAGGCAGGGGCACCUGGAGCAGGUGGCACAGGAACACGUCCAGGCUGCUCCGUGCUCCCUGGAAGAUGGAUUACGCCAAAUCCCUGAGCCAGCGCCUGGCUGCCCCCGUGUCCAAAUGUGUCUCUGCCAGUGCCUCCAUGACCCAGCAGCUGCUGGCAGGCCCGGCCCCACCGUCCCGGCCCUACCGCGUGUGCAACUGCGACCGCAGCCUGCGCAAGGGCGUCAUGGCCCCGAGCCUCGCCGAGCUGCUGUGCCAGGCUCAGAGCGCCCUGGCCCUGCUGGCGCCCAUCGUGCUGGUGCUGGAUGAGGAUGGCACCGCCGUGGAGACAGAGUCCUUCUUCCGGACGCUGGAGGAGGGCACGGCGCUGAUGGCCCUGAGCAAGGGACAGACCUGGACUGCCCCCAAGACACGUGGCUACCAGGUGAGUCUGUCCCGCAAGCCCCCGCGCAGGAUCGACGUCGCCUGCGUCACCUUCGACCUGUACAAGACCCACCCGAAGGACCUGGGCUGCCUCAACGUCAAAGCCACCCUGUAUGGCACCUACAGCAUGUCCUACGACCUGCGCUGCUACGGGGCCCGGCGCCUGGUGAAGGAAGCCCUGCGCUGGGGGCUGUUCACCAUGCAGGCCACGGGCCACGUCCUGCUGGGCACCUCGUGCUACAUGCAGCAGCUCCUGGAUGCCACCGAGGAGGAGCAGAAGGAAGAGGAGAAGAGCCCGCUGCCCCUUCAGAACCUCCUGCCCUGCAGCCUCCCCGCCCUGCCCUACAAGAAGAUGUCGCAGUGAGGGUUGGCUGGCCUGGCCUGUCCCCUCUGCUGUCCCCCCAUCCUCGGGGGUCCCAGCACCCCGCUAGGUCAAUGCCUGGGCUGAGGCUGCCGCGGUGCCUGGCACAGCCUCUCCUUGCACUCUGCUGGCUGAGUGUGGCCAAAUCUGCUCUGGAAUAGCUGCUGCUCUGUAAAUAUAUUUAUUUAAGUAAAGUUCUCCCGAAUUCAGCUGCA
Molecule: messenger RNA, 1195 nt
Organism: Cyanistes caeruleus (blue tit)
Lineage: Eukaryota; Metazoa; Chordata; Aves; Passeriformes; Paridae
Source: RefSeq, a predicted model, not a curated record